Chanos chanos (milkfish) is the source of this 1515-nucleotide messenger RNA. It is a transcript of the gene sh3bp5lb, whose product is annotated as SH3-binding domain protein 5-like, b. Gene Ontology annotation, cellular component: cytoplasm. The transcript is spliced from 6 exons. Gene Ontology annotation, biological process: intracellular signal transduction. The coding region runs from base 1 to 1410 and encodes 469 amino acids. Gene Ontology annotation, molecular function: protein kinase inhibitor activity. Lineage: Eukaryota; Metazoa; Chordata; Actinopteri; Gonorynchiformes; Chanidae. The record is from RefSeq and is a predicted model, not a curated record.
AUGGAACCAGGGAGUCUACGUGAAAACCCCCCUGGUUCAGGAGACCCUGAGUCAGUAGAUUGGAGAGAAGAGACCCCCGGAGUUGAGGCGGAGGAAAAGGAUGGGGAGCUCAAAGAUCGAGGCGGAGAUGGAGGCAACGAGAUAAAUGAUAAAUCGAAGGUGGAGUGUGCGGGCAGUGGACUUGUGCAAGAGAAUAGGGCAGAAGAAGAUGAAGAGGAUGAUAACCAAUAUGAAGAAGAACUGGAUCCGAGAAUUCAGGAGGAACUUGAACAUCUUAACCAGGCCAGUGACGAAAUCAACAGACUUGAGCUCCAGCUGGAUGAUGCGAGGUCUAGCUACAGGAGGAUCCUCACCGACUCAGCGCGGAAGCUAAAUGCCCAGGGCUCCCAGCUUGGUGCCUGCAUUGAAAAAGCCAGGCCUUACUAUGAAGCCCGAAGACUGGCCAAAGAGGCCCAACAGGAGACUCAGAAAGCUGCCCUGAGGUAUGAGAGGGCUGUCUCUAUGCAUACUGCUGCUAGAGAGAUGGUGUACGUGGCUGAACAGGGGCUUUUGGCCGAUAGGAACACACUGGACCCCACCUGGCAGGAAAUGCUUAACCACGCAACAGCAAAGGUAAACGAGGCAGAAGAGGAGCGUUUGAGGAGCGAGAGAGAGCAUCAGCGCGUCACUCAGUUAUGCCAGGAGGCAGAGGCCCGUGUUCAGACUCUGCAGAAGGCUCUUAAGAGAGUUAUCAUCAAAUCCAAACCUUACUUUGAGCUCAAAGCCCAAUUCAAUCAUAUCCUGGAGGAGCACAAGUCAAAAGUAGUCCAGUUGGAGGAGCGCGUAGCUAAGGUGAAGACCCGCUAUUCUGUCGCCCUGCGCAAUCUGGAACAAAUCAGCGAGCAGAUCCACGCCCAAAGGGGGCGUGUCCGUGCCGCCCGAGAGCGGAACAGAGCCCGUGGAGGUCGGAGUUCUCCCGUGGGGGCGGAGUCCGAGGGCAUCAUUCAAGCCGGGGCUUACGGCGGGGUCGGGGUGAGUUUGAUGGAUAACGAUUGGGCGGACCAGGAGAAGACCAGGCAGUGGGUGGAGAAGCACAGGGAGACCGGGUGGGGCCAGAGGGAGAGAGCCGAGCAGGCGGGGUCCGACUCCAUGUCCGUCAUCAGCCUCCAGACUAUCGCGUCCGACCUGGAGAAGUGCGACUCUGUGGAGCACCUGGGGGACCUGAGCGAUGUAGGCAGCCUGAUAGGGGAGGAGAAAGAGGAGGAGAGAGAAAGACCAGUGAGAGCAGAGGAAAGAGCGACGGGGAGGGAGAUGGUUGCCACGUCCAGGCAGGAUAGAGCGGAGGGCGAGACAGGUACCUCAGGGACAGACAGACAACAGAGAGACAGAGAAAGCUUUGUCAAGCAGCAUCACAGGAGCGUAAGCUUGUGAAACACAGAAGCGAGAAGCUGGGUACUCAGUCCCAAGCUGUCUCUGUACACUUUUUCCAUCAGUCUCCCAGCCACCUACAAAUCGUUAUUACACGCUUAAACAUCC